Malassezia japonica is the source of this 648-nucleotide messenger RNA. RefSeq lists its product as uncharacterized. The record is from RefSeq and is a predicted model, not a curated record. Gene Ontology annotation, molecular function: structural constituent of ribosome. Gene Ontology annotation, biological process: mitochondrial translation. Gene Ontology annotation, cellular component: mitochondrial small ribosomal subunit; ribosome. The transcript has a single exon. NCBI's taxonomy places the organism in Eukaryota, Fungi, Basidiomycota, Malasseziomycetes, Malasseziales, Malasseziaceae. Bases 1 to 648 code for a protein of 215 amino acids.
AUGCUGCGACUGUCCCCCGCGCUGCGUGCGGCCGCGCGCAUGGCGCGUGUGCCCCGCGCGUCUAUAGCGCCGGUGCGUGGGUACGCCCAGGCCACGCCCGAGGCGCCGAGCGCUCCGGCGGCCGCUCCUGAGAAGCCCGCCGAGGGCCAAGAAGCGGCUGCGGACGGCGCCGAGCGUGUCUCGCUCGAGUCUGCCGUCGAGUUCUCCAUGCCCGGCUUUACUGCCGAGCAGCCUGCGAGCGAGCCGGUGGCGCCCCCGCCCAAGUCGCGCGAGGCGAACGCGCCCCACCGCAUGCACGUCCAGUCCACGCGGAACAAUACCAUUGUCACUCUCACGACGCCCACUGGCGAGCCGCUGGCGAACGCGAGCGGCGGCACGGUCGGCUUCAAAAAGGCGGGCCGCUCCGGCUAUGAGGCCGGCUACCGCUCUGCGCUGCGCGUCUUUUCGCGCAUCGCCGAAAACCAGGCGCGCUGGCGCAUCAACUCGAUCGAGGUGCUCUGGAACGGCUUCGGCCAGGGCCGCGAGGCCGUCUUCCGCGCGAUGAUGGCGUCCGAGGGCGAGCAGGUGCGCAACCUCGUCAAGGUCAUGACCGACAAAACGCCGAUCAAGGUCGGCGGCGUCCGCCCCAAGAAACGGAGAAUGCUGUAA